Sarcophilus harrisii (Tasmanian devil) is the source of this 6074-nucleotide messenger RNA. It is a transcript of the gene MAP6, whose product is annotated as microtubule associated protein 6. NCBI's taxonomy places the organism in Eukaryota, Metazoa, Chordata, Mammalia, Dasyuromorphia, Dasyuridae. Gene Ontology annotation, cellular component: axon; microtubule; cis-Golgi network. Gene Ontology annotation, biological process: cytoskeleton-dependent intracellular transport; positive regulation of axonogenesis; dendrite morphogenesis. The record is from RefSeq and is a predicted model, not a curated record. The transcript is spliced from 3 exons. Gene Ontology annotation, molecular function: calmodulin binding; microtubule binding. Bases 716 to 2047 code for a protein of 443 amino acids.
UUCCUGGUGUGGACUUUUUUUCCUCCUUGCUGAUAGUGGGUGGGGUCGCUUCCCCUGCAGCAGUAGCAGCGGCGGCAGCGGCAGUGAUAGCAGCAGUUUCAGCGAUGCUCCGGAUCCUCGGCAGAUGAUCGCCUCUGGGCAGGUCACGGUAUCCUCUCUCCUGGCCUUACCAGCCGGGAAGAGCUAAGUAGCCCAAGCGGGGAGCGGGGAGCGGAGAGUGGGGAGCGCAGAGUGGGGAGCAGGAAUUGGGGAACCGCACCGCGUAGGGCGGGAAAAGCGAGAAGUCCGGAGUCAGUCACCCCUCCCUGAACCCUGCAGGCUGACAGACAGCCCCGCCCGUCUCUGCAGCAUGGCUUAAGGCUGCAGUAUCCUCUAUGGGUUCUACUCAGGGCUGACGGGCGAGGCGAGCCCGGGAGAAGAUCUUGCACCUUUGUACUGCAAUUGCAGCCUUUUUUGCAAAGCAGAAUUUGCACCCUUGCAGGGCAGGUUGCACACUUGCAGACUUUUUCAUCCCAAAAAACAGCACUGACCCUGAACUUUGGGUCUGGUUAAAUAGGGUGGGUGCUUUUCAAUAAAGUAAAAACUUAGCGGUCGUGAGUGAGCAAGGGGCAGCACAGGCAGGAGCUCCUUCAAAGGAGCAAGAUCGUGCAGCCUAGCUCGUUUAGGUGGGAAGAUUAAAGGCAGGCACGAGAAAGGGUCCUUGAAUACAGGCAUCAUGGCUUGGCCGUGCAUCACCCGUGCCUGCUGCAUCGCCCGCUUCUGGAACCAGCUGGAUAAGGCGGACAUAGCGGUACCCCUGGUCUUCACCAAGUACUCGGAGGCCACAGACCACCCGGGUGCCCCGCCGCAACCGCAGCAGCCUCCGGCGGCGCAGCCGCAGCAUGCUCCCCCCUCGGCGCGCUCUGUUGCCAUAGAAACGCAGCCGGCCCCAGGCGACCUGGAUGCUGUUGCCCGGGCAACAGGGCCCAGCGGGGAGCGGGAGCCUGGGCCUCCCAGUGCCCAGGCCCAGGCCAAGGCAGCCGCCGGCCCGGGUCCGAGCCUCGGCCUGGGCCCGGCGGACUCCGUGAUGCGGCAGGACUACCGGGCGUGGAAGGUUCAACGACCCGAGCCUAGCUGCAAGCCACGGAGCGAGUACCAACCCUCCGACACGCCCUUCGAGAAGGAAACCCAGUACCAGAAGGAUUUCCGGGCGUGGCCGUUGCCCCGGCGCGGCGAUCACCCCUGGAUCCCCAAGGCGGCCCCGCCGCCCCCGCCGCAGUCGCUGCCUGCUCCGGCCUCGGCCUCCCUGGGCCAGCCCAAGGCUGAGGAGCGUCGGCGACGGCGGCAGCAGAGCCAGGAGCGGAAGUCCGCCGAGGCUUCUGCCCAGGCUCAAGCUCCAGGAGAUGAGGAGGGGGGCGGCGGAGGAGGAAGAGACCCCCCAGCUGGGAAGGCGUCCGGAUCAGACUGGUGGGAGGUGCGCAAGAAGGCGGGGCCCGCAUGGAUGCUGCGGCGGGCAGAGGGCCAGGGGCUGCAGGGGUCCGAGCAGCAGCCCCCCGAGGCCGGAGGCGGCAAAGGGAGGGCGGCGGCCGACGCCCUCAAUCGGCAGAUCCGCGAGGAGGUGGCGAGCGCUGUGAGCAGCUCGUACAGAAAUGAAUUCAGAGCGUGGACGGAUAUUAAGCCCGUGAAGCCUAUCCGAGCCAAGUCCCAGUAUAAGCCCCCGGAGGACAAGAUGGUUCACGAAACCAGCUAUAGUUCCCAGUUCAAGGGUGAGCCAAACAAGCCCACACCAGCAGAGAAUAAAGUCAUUGAUCGCAGAAGAAUCCGCAGCCUUUAUAGUGAACCUUUCAAGGAAUCAUCCAAGGUGGAAAAGCCCAGCGCUCCGACCCCCAAACCAAAAAAGACCCCGACAAGCCAUAAACCACUGAAAAAGGCCAAAGAGAAGCAGCUGACAUCUGGCCGGAGCACCAAGAAAAAGGGCCCAACAGCGAGCGGAGCCAGCGGGGCUGGGCCACAGGACAAGGAGCAAAGUAAAGAGAUGAACAAUAAACUGGCUGAGGCAAAAGAGUAAAUUUCCUUGCACCUUCCUUCCUUCCCCCUCUUCUCUCCUUUGGGUUUUUUUUCUUUUUUUUUUUGGCUGUUGUAGUUGACUUAUUUUAUUUUUUUUUAAUAAAGGCCACAAAAUUAAUUAGAGCUUCUAAUCUGCUUUGGUUGCAAACCUGUUAGAAGCUUUGGCGGGGAGGGAGAGGUGGGGAGGGGUUAUUGGUUUCUUUUCUCAUGGCUGGCUAGAAAGCCUCAUUGCUAAGAUCACAGAUUCCAUCAUGCUUCCAGCAUUCCAACCCACUCUAAACAUACAGGACCAGAAAGGGCAUGGGGCUCCAUAUACCUGUGCAAGCCUAUUAGUACCCAUCACUUCCAUCCCUGUUGGGAAUGGGAUUAGAAAGGAAGGCUGAAAAAGAUGUUCGAGACAAAACACAGAGGCAGGGCGCCAUUGACAGAUCACUGACCUGGAUUUGAGUCCUGGUUCCACCGUGAGGUUGGACAUGUCAUUUAUUCUUUCAGAGUCUUAUCUGUUAAAUAAGGGAGCUAGAGUAGAUUAUUUCUAUUAGCCCUUAAGAGUAUGACUUUCUAUGAUUCCUUAAUAUUUACUGAUUUCACAGGGAUCUUUUUGGCCCUUGUAGAAAUCUCCUGGUGCUGCUUCAAAGUAUCCACAGAAACUCCUUUUCAUGCUCAUUUUCAGGAGCUUUCAUGGAAAACAUGUUCAUUUCUCAAAUUCAGAUGAUUAUCAUGUGUUGCAAAAAGUGUCGGUAAUUGUGAAAAUAUAAUGAAUGAUCUCGGCCUUGAUAUAGAUCAAACUAAAUUAGUUACAGAUGUCAAGAUGCAUUAUGUUUUUAUAGAAGGCUCCGCUAGAAAAAUAGUUAUGUCUGCUUCCUGUAACUACCCUUGAAAUUCUGUGUCAAUAUACAAUGUGCUAAAUGAUUGAUUACAGGGAGCCAAUAUAAGAAUGUCUUAAGAAUAUCCUGGAAGUCAGUUUAAGUUCACCAGGGAACAGAGAUGGGAGCAGAUGUUUUCCCUAGUGACAGGAUAUUAGUUUGGCUCAGUGCCUCAGACUUUGCAGACAAAACCAACUUAAAAAGUAAUGAAACUAAAAGAAGAGUCCAAAAGUCAUUGCUUUAGAGCCUUUAGAAAGUGAUCAUCAUACCUCUUAGAAAAAGGUAGAAUAUAAUGUAAGGAUAGUAAUCAGAUUUGUGGUGAGUUUUUUUUUUUUAAUUUUCCUUCUUUCCAAACAUUUCUCCCUUCCUCAGGGAAGGAUGGACUUUGCUGAAGUAUCACUUUGUCGGAAAGUUUCUAGGACUUAGUUGGAGAUUGACAAUUGUAUGAUAAAAGUGGUUAGCAAGGGUUUGGGACCUAAAUAAUGACCCAGUGAAGAGCUUGGUGUAUUGUGUAACGUUUCUGUAUGGCUUGUGCCCCAAGUCUAAGGGUCACAUUUUUGAUGUCACAGUGGGAAUCAUUCCCAAGCUUAGCUUUAGAAUAUGAACUUGUUAGGGUGUCAAUGUGAAAAUACCUUCAGUACUUAGGAAGACACCAUGGAAAUCACCCAGGGAAACCAGGCCUUGGAACUACUUGAGCACAUAACCUAUUUGAACAUGCAUGCUUUCAUGGACCCCCAUCUCACUGAUUUCACUCAUAGUAAUCUUCAAAUACCCAAACCAAGGAAAGUACCUUAAUACUACUUGACAGCAAGCAUCUGCUGUUGGUUAUUUUGUGUUUUUUUUCCUCUCUCAUGCAAAUGAGGGAAACUUAGAUAUGUCUUAAUGAAAGUAGAAUAAAGUCCUCACAGUUCCAGUUCCUCAUUUCAAAUAAAUCCUUGGGUCCUUCCUGUUUCAAGGAAGUAGACCUUCACAAAACUCUCUGGGAUUCUUAACCUUAAAGUUAGAGCCUCUGUUUACACUUGUCUGUUUAUGGGUCAUGAUGAGUUUGAUUGUCCAACUUCUCAAAAAUUAACUAAGCAUUUAAAAUACCUAGUGACACUAAUGCCCUGUCAGGACCACUAGAUCCACCUUUUUUCUCAGGAUAUAGGAUUAUGAGGUUGGUAAAGAGCUACAGAAAAUAGACAGUGUUGGUCAAAAUCAGACCAUAAAUUCUGGUCUUCCUACUUAAAAAACUUUAUUUCAAAAUGCAUUAUGGAUGAAGUCCAAAUCUCAUCUGUUAGCUGGCCAAACUUAAUGUCAACCAGACAUUAAUGUGAAGAGAGAACCAGAUGAUCUUAACAUUAGUCAAAUUUCUAUUACUCUUUCCAAAACAGCAUUUAUCAGACAGGUUGACCCAAGCUACAGUUUGGAUUUUAGCUAUAACAUAACAAUCAUAUAAAUUACUUUUAGGUCAUCUUGAAUUCCUUUAAAACUUUAGAACAUUUCAAGUUGAAAUUUCAAUGUAUGGAUAACAUAGAAGAUAUUUUAACAAUGGGUCCCCUUUUUGCCACAGUGGUAGUUCUAUGUACCUGGUAACAAAAGCAUUUUGAGAACUUUUUCAACUAAAUGAUUUGGGGGCCAGGUAAUUAAAAUCUAUUAUCUACAAUGGUGUCUAUCAUAUAAGAGCUCUAGCUUUGAAGUAAGGAAACCUGGCUCCAUAUACUAACUCUUAAUAUUUACUAAACAAUAUGCAAAUCACAUUCCCUCUUAGGACCAGUUUCAUCAUCUGCAAAAUAUGGGCAAUAACACCUCACAGGAAAACUGCUUUGCAAGUUAGUGCUGUGCAAAUCUUAAAUAAUAGCCAGUGUUGCCAUAACACCCUAAUGGUUUACAAAUCAUAAGGCUUACAAAUAAUUUACAAGCUGUUAUCCCAUCUCACCAAUGAAGAAGUUGAGACUCGGCAAGGUUAAGCAAUUUAUCUGAGAGCACAUGGUACUGUAUCAAUGGAAUUAACAAUUAGUAACAUUAUUAUUACACAAGUGCACAAAAUGAUUGUAUUUGUGGAAGUCACUAUACACAGUGACAUGGUUUAAAAUGUAGUUAUGUUCUAUAUAAAAGAUGAACUCUUCAGUUUGACAUGAAGUUGCAGAUGGUUUCUGCAGCUCUGUGCAAAGGAAGAACUUGACCUCGUCACUGAAUUUAGCAGAGGAUAUUGCACAUAAUCUCAUAUGCAUUCAGAACCUGAGCCUUCCAGAACAGAACCACAAGUGAUUCAAUCUAGGAAGUCCAGGUGAUGAUAGCUCAGAAGUAUUUGCUGUGUACUGUGACUAGCCAAGGACCAGUUACAUGGGAUAGGCAUCCAUCCCUAAAAAGCUACAUAACUAAGGAGUAUCAUCAAGAAAGCUCAUUCAUUUAUUCAUUUACUCAAUAUUCUGCAAGCAUUAAGUACCUACUGCAUGCCAUUUAGAGUUUCCUUUGAAUCUUGGACUUCUUUGGAAAACAGUUCCCUCUUGCUUUCUCCCAUUUCCAAAUAUAAUUCACCAGAAGUUUGACCACCAGAUGAUGAAUUUCAUUGAUCACAAAGUGUGGAGCGGUUGCAGUCUGUCUUACUGAAGGGAACAUUCACACCAAUGAAAUCACAUAUGCUCCAAGUGUUGCAGUAUGACUCAGAGCAGGUUCCAUUCCAGCUUAACUCCCAUGCUAAUCUGUAAUAAAUGUGAGUUUCAUGUAAAAUGUACUAUCUCCUCCAUGUGAAAAUGGAGGUGCUUUGGCCAUCUGCUUUUUACCAUUUGGGAUUUUGUCCUUGUACCUGGCUACCUCCCUUUGCAAUAUCAUGCUCAAGCUGUUCUUUUGUUUGUCCUGAGAGUUUGCUGAAUAAAAAUCCAUGCUCUUGCUUACCUGCGGUUUUCUGUUUGCUACAUUCUUUCCAUCAGACCCAUGGACUUUUGCCUUGUUGCGCCAGAUCGGAAGCAUCUAAUUACUAUUUUGUGGCCUGGGUUUUGUCACCUCUCAUGGAUUAUCUAUGUACUGUGCUGAGCCUUCUGUCCUUGCUGUUAGUAGGAGAAUGACACAAAGUACCCAUGUAUAGCCAAUUGAUUGUGACGUGCUUGUGGUCUUUGCUUGCUCAAAAAAAAUACACACACCAUUUUUUUUUUAAUGAUAAAUAAAUGCUAAAGACAAAUACCA